Messenger RNA from Paracoccidioides brasiliensis Pb18, 816 nucleotides. RefSeq names its product C-8 sterol isomerase ERG2. The transcript has 4 exons. Gene Ontology annotation, cellular component: endoplasmic reticulum. Gene Ontology annotation, biological process: ergosterol biosynthetic process. The coding region runs from base 1 to 816 and encodes 271 amino acids. The record is from RefSeq and is a predicted model, not a curated record.
AUGCGUUUCCUCGCUCUCCUCCCCCUCCUCCUUGUCGCUCUCUACCAGCUCGACCAAGCGCUACCUCGGUUCUACAUCUUCGACCCGAAGAAGCUCCAGGAUCUAUCCAAAGCUUCAAUUGAGCGACACCCGAACAAUGUGACUGCAUUGAUGGCGGAUCUCAAUCAGGCGCUGCGUCUGGAAUACGGGCAUAAGCAUGUGCUGCCUUUUGAUACGGAUCAGGAUCGAUGGGUUUUCAGCAACCACGGCAACGCAAUGGGAGCAAUGCUCAUCCUCCACGCGUCGAUAAGCGAAUAUCUCAUUUUCUAUGGCACUCCCUUGGGAUCCGAGGGCCACUCGGGCGUCCAUCUUGCAGAUGACUACUUUACGAUCCUGCACGGUGUUGAGCGACGGUUCAUGCCCGGCGAGCUCGAGGCGACGGAAUAUUAUCCCGGAGACCAGAAUUGGCUGAAGAGAGGGAUGGGAUCGCAGUAUCAGCUGCAUGGAUGGGCGUUGGAGUUGGCGCAAGGCUGGAUUCCAUCGAUGCUUCCGUUUGGCUUUGUGGAUACCUUUACGAGCACAUUGGACAUUAUGAAUCUUUGGAAGACUGUUUACUGGACCGCAAAAGGUAUGGUUGGGCAGCUCUUGCAUGAGCAAACCGGGAGCCCAGAAAUACAGCGUUUGCACAUCUCCUCUAUACGGCCUUGUCAUAUAUGCCAAUACGGAGGUGAAUCGCGUGCUGCCAACGGCAAACCGAGGUUCAAUGAAGAUCAGGCACCAUCUCGCGCCUGCACGCUAAACGCCGGUCCACUGCGGGAUGACGUCAUUGGCGUUUAA